AUGGACAUGUCUGCCAUUCAAAACUUUGCGCCAAGAAAGUACGCUAUGGCCGAUCACCAAAUGCAACAACCUAUGCAACAACAACAACAAAUGACCACAUUCAAGCAGCCCAUGCAGAUGCAACCCCCCCGCGUCCUCGAAUACAGCCCCCACUUUGGCCCCGAGGGUCAGACCUUCACCGUCACUCUCCAGUCCAACUCUGACAAGGCCCUCCGCAUCGGUUUCGGUACCCUUGUUGUCGAUACCAAGCAGUACGCUGCCAACGGAUACGUCACCCUCAGCUGCAUCGUCCCCAACUUCUCCAUCACAAAGUGGUUUGUCAACAAGGUGCCCCUCUACGUCCUCCAGAUGGAGAAUGAUAUGGUCAUGGAAAGCUGGCCUUUCGGUGACUUCAACUACUACGAUGAUAUCCAGAACAACACCGCCGCUCAGGCCAAUAAUGGUGCCAAGCGCAACGAGAAGAUGAUCUACGAGCAGGGCCUCAGCCAAAAGAAGCAUCACCUCGUCACCGAUCUUGAUCUCUCCCACGCACAGUUGAGCCAGCAGCAGCACCAGCAGGCUUCUCCUCUUGCUACCCCCAACCCCCUCGGCAGCAACGGCCUUACUCAUCACGACGAGUACAACGGCAACAACUUGAGUGUUUCGUCUGCAUACGACAACAGCUCUUUGUACUCCCCCACCUCUCCCUACGGACCCCGCACCCCCAUUUCCCCCUACGCCCGCCCUGGCUACUACAACGCCGCCAGCCAGAUGAUCGCCCCCCAUAUGUCCUCUUAUUCGCAGGCUGAUCUCGUCACCUCGACGUACGCCAUGUCGCCCUCCGCCAACAAUGCAAACUACAUUCACUCCAACCAGUCCUCCCAACCCACCACCCCCACCUCCGCCGCCUACAUGUCCUCCCAGCCCCACCCCAACACAAGCAACAUUGCCUCCGUCGGAAACUACAACCCCUAUGCCUCGUUGUUGAACAAGGCCAACCUCAAGUUCACCGGCAACAUGGAUGAUAUGGCCAUCAACUGGUCCGGUGAAGAGUGGGAGUCCCAUCGUCGUCUCGUCCAGUUCUGGAGACGCCAGGACGGAAACGAUAUCCACUGUAACUUUGCUCCCGUCGCCCCCGCUGACCGCCAGCCCAAUUCGAUUGUUGUGUCGUGCAUCUACUGGGCCGAGAGAAACGAUUGCUUCCUCACCUCCGUCGACUGCAUAUACCUCCUCGAGUCCCUGAUCGCCGUCCGCUUCACCGUCGAGGAAAAGAACCGUAUCCGCCGCAACCUCGAGGGAUUCCGCCCUAUUACCGUCUCAAAGUGCAAGCCCGAGUCUGCAGAGUUCUUCAAGCUCAUCAUGUCCUUCCCUAACCCCAAGCCCCGCAACAUCGAGAAGGACGUCAAGGUCUUCCCCUGGAAGGUUCUUCCUUAUGCUCUCAAGAAGAUCAUCUCAAAGUACACUGCCUCGUACUCCUCCACAGCCUCCAUCCAGGCCGAUGCCUUCCACAACGCAAACUUCCCUCAUGGCUCUACCUUGCCCUUGACCCCCCAACAGCAGACCAUCAUCGAGUCCAGCCUCAUCGCAUGA
This is a messenger RNA of Linnemannia hyalina, 1569 nucleotides long. NCBI's taxonomy places the organism in Eukaryota, Fungi, Mortierellomycota, Mortierellomycetes, Mortierellales, Mortierellaceae. The record is from the annotation of a GenBank genome assembly.